Molecule: messenger RNA, 243 nt
Organism: Choloepus didactylus (southern two-toed sloth)
Lineage: Eukaryota; Metazoa; Chordata; Mammalia; Pilosa; Megalonychidae
Gene: LCE6A
Product: late cornified envelope 6A
Exons: 1
Coding region: 1-243 (80 amino acids)
Source: RefSeq, a predicted model, not a curated record
AUGUCACAGCAGAAGCAGCAAUAUUGUGAGCCUGCAAAUGCUCCAAAAUGCUCCCCUCCCCAAUGCCCAAACCCCUGCCUGGCCCCCUGCUCUGCUCCUUGUUACAGCCCCUCUUCAGGAAGUUGUUGUCUUGGUUCUCAAAGACCCCAGGCCCAGAGCCAGGCUUUCCCUAGGAGGGCUCGCCGAAAGCCCCGCUGCCUCAGUGGAGGCACCGUCUACCACUGCAAAGAGAAGGAGUGUUAA